This is a messenger RNA of Cucurbitaria berberidis CBS 394.84, 942 nucleotides long. RefSeq lists its product as uncharacterized. Bases 1 to 942 code for a protein of 313 amino acids. The transcript has 2 exons. NCBI's taxonomy places the organism in Eukaryota, Fungi, Ascomycota, Dothideomycetes, Pleosporales, Cucurbitariaceae. The record is from RefSeq and is a predicted model, not a curated record.
AUGUUACUGUUCUAUGAGCAUGAGCCUGACUCGGCUAAUGCCACGUCGUCUACAGUUACAUCAGACCCUGCUUUCCACGAAUUUGAGUCGUCGUCAACCACAUCCAUUCCGCCAAAGGCACCAGAUGAAUCCCUAACACUCCACAACACCUCAUCAUGGACAUACUGCGGCCCACUACUCGUACCAAACUCCACAUCCCUCCCUCCAUCCUUCCACUCUUGGUCCGCGCAAACAACAUCCGACCCGUCCAUCCUACUAGACCGUCUCCUACCACUCCUCUCUUUCCUCCACACCUUCCUCUCAGAAGCAAACGCACAAAACUACUGGCUUACCAUUCGCGCCACAACUCCGACGAACGAGUACAACACCCCCCGAUGGCACACCGACGACGACUUCUUCUCCACUACCACCACCACCACCACCAACAACAACAACGAGCCGGAAGUAGAAGACACCGAUAUUCCCUCCAAUCCCCACAGCAGCACCAAAAACAGGUGCUGGAAACUAGCCACCAUACUCCUCGGCCCACCAACGCUCUUCAUAGAAGACAACGCCCCAGCGCUAGACACGCUUCGCCAUACGAAAGCCCACCACCGCGAAACAAUGUCCGAACACGCGUGUACGUCGAUCCGCUGCCUCGGAUGCGCCACAUACGCCGCCUCACUCCGACACUCGCUCUCCACCUCCCUCGCAGCUUCAAAGACCGCUUCACCGGGCCCGAACGAAGUAGCGUUUUUUCGCAUCGGCGACGAAGAAGGCGCUGUGCACUCUGAGCCCAAGUGCGACGUUGAUCGGAUUUUUGUUAAUGUUGUGCCGGGGACGGAGAGUGAGUUGAGACGGCUGAUGGCGAGGUGGGGAAUGGGAUUUCCGCGUGCUUGGUGCUUUGGGGUUCCGGUUGGGUUCAUCAGGAGUGAUGAGAGAUUUGGUCUGGGGUGGACGUGA